AUGACUUCUGAAGAAACAGCCAGCAGAAAGGGCAAUAGUCCCGACGACAGCACAUCUUCCAGUGUGUCAGCGACAUCCCCCAGCCUAGCGUUGCCAGUGACAACAGGAUCCACAGCAAACACAGGUUCUCCUACGAAGCUGUCCUUUUCAAUUGACAGUAUCCUAGCAACUCCUUUUGUAGCAAAUUCCAGAAUAUCCGACACAAGCAUAGACAGCGAUAACGGGACUGAGGUCAAACCAUUAGCGAAAUGUAAUGAUCUCGACCUCUCGGGUAACCUCGAAAAGCGUCUCAUAUCUCGCUACUGUCCAGUAUCUCAUGUGGACCGAACAGAAUUUGAAACUGGAGGAGAGAGCAGUUCAGAUGAGGAUUGUGCCAAAUAUUUUAGUCAAAAUACAAAAUGCAAAUCUCCCACUAGGUCAAAUUUCGAUAAUGGUAAUAAUAGUCAUAUAAAGAAUAAAGACAAAAUCAAACAAGCUAGCUGUGACAAUACCUUCAAUGUCGAUAAAAACAAUGACAACAGUGAAAGCGAAGAGCUUUUCAGAAAGCUGCUUUCAGAACCCACACUUAGCACAAACCGAAGAAACGCAACAAUUCCAGGGUUUACUCUCAACGGUUCAAGCACAUUAUUGUCGCGUAGCUUGGGCUUGGAAUCCAACUCCUCUGUACCUGGCGAAAGGAGCCUUAUGGAGUCUGAGUAUUUUUCGUGUACGAGACCAUCAUACCGAAAAUUCAGCAGUAGCCACCAGCCCUCCUCAUCAUUUGCUGCAUCUACAGGUCUGGAUAUUGUCAACAUAGACAGGUGUCCUGGCAUUAACUACAGCCUGGAUCUUUCUCUCCCGCAUUCCAAAAGACGAGUGAUUUCUCCAUGGGAGUGCAUCAAUCCCGUCUCGCCAGGUUCUGAGGAAGAGUUCAGAUCCGAAGGUGAGAGCAGACGACAGCUUGAGAGGCACCCUGUGGCCAUGUUGGCGGGAGACACCAGCGGCAACACUGAGAACCGUCUUUCCUCCCGCAACAGGGGUAAAAUGGCGUCACAAGAUGAUUCAUCAAAAAUUAGGCGGAAAAGAUCAAGGGCAUCGUUUACGCAUGCGCAGGUCUACGAGCUGGAAAGGCGCUUCCGUCAUCAAAGAUAUUUGUCAGGACCGGAACGUGCUGAGCUUGCACAGUCAUUGAAACUGACUGAGACACAGGUAAAAAUCUGGUUUCAAAACCGCCGAUAUAAAACAAAACGACGACAACUUCACGAGGAACAACUAAUGGCGGCCAACGCCAAGAAAGCGGCAGUGACCCUACUGGUCAAGGACGGCAAGAGAUUGGCCGACCCGCGAGAUUACAUGAGUUCGCUUCUGUACUCUCAAAUCCCCAACACAGCGGCUGCGUACAACUAUCUAUACUAUUUUUAA
This is a messenger RNA of Candidula unifasciata, 1401 nucleotides long. NCBI's taxonomy places the organism in Eukaryota, Metazoa, Mollusca, Gastropoda, Stylommatophora, Geomitridae. The record is from the annotation of a GenBank genome assembly.